UGAAAUGUAAGAAGUCUAUAGUGUGUGUUUAAGAGAGAGUAAGUCAUACAGCAGAAGAGGACAAAAGGUAAGAGAGAAGUGCAAGGAAGAGGGGGAGAGAGAAAGGGAUAGCGAGCAUAAGAAUGAAGGGAAAGGGAGGGCUGGAGUCAGGCUGAGCUAUGUGCUAAAGCCAGUGCUGUGUAUGAGCAGCCAGAGAAAAGAGCAGAGUGACAGGGAGGCGGAACUCAGAGAGGAGAUACUGGGGCACAAGGCAAAAAGACUGGGACGUGGAGAGACAGAAACAUGGACUGAGUCUGAGAAUGACACAGAGGAAGAAGAACCUGCAAGACAAGCAGCCACAGUGCCUAGGAAGAUGCUUGCUACUUUGAAUAUAUGAUGCCCCGUAUAAUGUCAUCAUGCUGUUACUCCUUCCUUGUUUUCCAUCUUCUUCUGCUAUAUCCACAAUGGAAGGUGCUGGGAUGCCCUGCCAGGUGUGAUUGCACACCCCAUCAACGUUCAGUCAUCUGUCAGCGCAAGCGCUUCACAACAAUCCCAGAAGGUAUUCCCUCUGAAACAAGGCUUUUGGACCUCAGUAAAAACCGCAUAAGGUGCCUGAAUCCUGGUGACUUCUCACCCUACUCUCUACUGGAAGAAGUGGAUCUUAGUGAAAAUAUCAUCUCCACUAUUGAGCCAGGGGCUUUUGCCAAUCUCUUCUUUCUUCAGAUACUUAAACUAAAGGGUAACCAGCUAAAGUUGAUUCCAACUGGAGUCUUCACAAAACUUAGCAACCUAACUUUGCUGGAUAUUAGUGAGAAUCAGAUUGUUAUUCUUCUGGACUUUAUGUUUCAAGAUCUGCGAACUCUGAAAAGCCUUGAAGUUGGGGACAAUGACUUGCUCUAUAUUUCACAGAAGGCCUUCUAUGGACUUGUGUCUCUGGAUCAAUUGACCAUUGAAAAAUGCAAUCUGACCUCUAUAUCCCCAGAGUCACUGUCUUACUUGCAGAGUUUAGAGGUCUUGAGGCUUCGUUACUUAGGUAUAAACUCAUUGGAGGAGCAAAAUUUUCAGAAGCUCUACAACCUCAAGGAACUAGAGUUGGAAGGCUGGCCAUUACUAGAGAAUGUUUGUCAUACAGCUUUUCAAGGGCUUAACCUCACUUCUCUUUCUAUCACCUACACAAAUCUCACAUCAGUGCCAGCAGCUGCCCUGAGGAACUUGGUGUAUCUGGAAUACCUGAACCUUUCCUAUAAUCCAAUCAGAACCAUUCAACGAGGCGCCUUCAAAGACCUUGUCAGACUUCGUGAGCUUCACAUAGUUGGGGCCUCGCUAAGUACAGUGGAGUCCCAAGCAUUUUUAGGGCUUCGACAAAUACGCCUACUCAAUGUAUCUAAUAACUUGUUGGCAACACUGGAAGAAAAUGCUUUUCAGUCAGUCAACACUUUGGAAACAUUACGAGUGGAUGAUAACCCUCUUGCUUGUGAUUGUCGUUUACUUUGGAUCCUGCAGCGCAGAAAAACAUUGAACUUUGAUAGCCACCAACCUGUUUGCGCCUCUCCAGCCAAAAUUCAAGGUAAUGCCCUACGUGACUUCCCUGACUCCAUACUUUUUGAACAUUUCACCUGCCAAAAGCCCAAGAUAAGGGACAGAAAGCUUCAACACAUCACAGCACAUGAAGGGCAGCCUGUGUCUUUCCACUGUCGAGCAGACGGAGAGCCUGUCCCACUUAUUGUAUGGGUCUCACCACAAAGAAGAAUGAUCACCAGUAAAAGUGUGGGGAGAUCUACUGUAUUACCAGAGGGAACACUAGAGAUCCGAUAUGCACAAGUGCAAGAUAGUGGAACAUACAUCUGCAUUGCAACUAAUGCUGGUGGUAAUGACACCUAUUUUGCUACAUUAACAGUUAAAAGUGAUAAUUCCCCCUACUCUAACCGAACAAUGUACUUAUCACAAUACAAUGAUACUUUCCACAAUGACACACAAGUCUUCUUGAAAUUCACUCUAGAUCUGAAAACAAUAUUAGUGUCCACCGCCAUGGGCUGUAUUACUUUUCUAGGGGUUGUUCUUUUCUGCUUCCUUCUCCUCUUUGUCUGGAGCAGAGGAAGAGGACAGCACAAAAACAAUUUCUCUGUGGAGUAUUCUUUCCGUAAAGUUGAUUGCCCUACCUCUGCUGCUGGACCAGGCGGGACAAGAAAAUUUAAUAUGAAGAUGAUAUGAAACAAUUUAUAACAAAAGAGAUUUAAAUGACUUGGACACUGUGAUACUUGCCCAUUAAAUAUAGUUGGUUAAAAGGAGUGCCUGAAGAUACUAAAACAUCAAGUCCAGUCCAUUUGAUAUCUUUAUAUCUGCUUUUUUUCCAACCAAAAGGGCUAUGAACAGGCCUUUGCCAUUCUACCCAUUACAUGGAACAAAAUGGGGUAGUUAC
Xenopus laevis (African clawed frog) is the source of this 2398-nucleotide messenger RNA. It is a transcript of the gene lingo3.S, whose product is annotated as leucine rich repeat and Ig domain containing 3 S homeolog. The transcript has 2 exons. Lineage: Eukaryota; Metazoa; Chordata; Amphibia; Anura; Pipidae. The record is from RefSeq and is a predicted model, not a curated record. The coding region runs from base 373 to 2190 and encodes 605 amino acids.